CGUAUAAGAAAUGAAACAAAUCCGUAGGCGCCAAUUUUAAUUUUCCUUUUAAAAGACCAGUCCGUUAGUCAUCUUUCCCUCUUUUUUCUAAACGAAAUAUCUCUGAGUUUCAUCAGAAAUGCGAACUCGAUUUCUCAACAUUGACUACUUCACCUCCCUCCAGUCUCCCAGCGAAACCCUAAGUUUCCUCAAUCUCCCAAUCCCUCGCCUCCCUCCUUCCCGUCUCCCUAACUUCGAAGAACAUUUGUUCCGGUUUGAUCCCGAACCAAACAUCUCUCCUAAGAUCGGAAGAUUGCCGAUUGAAGCGGCUCUCUCUAAGUUUAUAUCAGAAGUUACGCCUCAAAAAAUUGAUGUUGAUUAUGGAGGUUUCGAGGAUCAUCAACCUCGAAAUGCAGAAGUUUGUGCCGGUCAGCAGUGGAGGUUUAGCUCUGGAACUAACCAGGUCGAAUGCUCCAAGGCAGAAGCCGAGGCUUUUUAUGAAGACAACGAAGAUAGGAUCCAAACAGCAUAUGGAUGUGAAGCUCUGGAGAAAGAUAAUGAGAGGAUCGUAGAUGAACACAUACGCAGGUUUGAGUUCAUCCAAUUUGAAAUACCAGAGCUUGAUGAAUUCCCGGAACAAGUUUGCUUUUCUGAAGAGGGCAUGCAAAUUCUCUCAGAAGUUCCAGACAUUGAGAAUGAUCCAAAUUUUCUCUGUCCGGGGCCUAAAGUGCAGUGUUUUGACAAGGUUCAAGAAUCACUUUAUUCAGUUGAACAUGUUACUUUAGAAUUUGACAUGGACGACAAAAAGGCUUGUAUGUUGGAAGAUGAUGAUUCUGGUCAAGAGCAAAUGAACUUCAAUAAUAACUCGUUUCCUCUUUUGGAAGUGGAUGAUGUAAGUCUCAGAGUUUUCACAAACCUGUCUGUAGAAGAUGAACUUUUGACAUUUCUUGAAAAUAUAAAUUCUAAAUGGGAUCAAAAGGAUAACCCUCUUAUUGAUGGGAUAGAGUUAUUGAGUUCUAUGCAAUAUGAUGUCUUGAAGUUCCUUUCAAACCAUUGUAUAUUAAAGCAGUGUAUUGAAUCUGAGCUGGCAUCCAUGGAUACAGACCUGGGAAUGGACAUUAUAAGUUUGGUGGAAAAUGACUCUGCAAAUUGCUUCUUUGCAAUAAGCCCACUUGUUUUUCAGGAAUUCGAAUUCCUUGAAUUAGACUCGUCUCAAAUUUACGGAGUCUUCUUUAACAUGCAAAAAACAGAUGAACCAGUAUCAUAUGACUGCAUGUACAGAGAGGACAAGAAGUUUAAGAAUUUCAAUGAAUUGAUUGCUAGUUGUGAGCUAGCUAUGGUGGAUGACACAUUUAAAUCAAUGCCUGUACCUAUUCUUUCUGACCCUGACAAGAUAAGGUCAUUGCAUACCAUUUUUGAGGAAAUACUAGCUGAACUAAAGCCAGAACUUCUUUCUGCAUCUGAUGGGAUUUACUUGGAUUGGCAUCUAUUGGAAAAAGAUAAAUGCAGUAGUAAGAUUUUUUCCUUCUAUCAGAAUGUGUUGGAGGAGUUGGAUUCGCACAGCAUUGAUCUUGAUCUGGAAUCUUUUAAUAAGGGUAAGGGGUUGAUAGAUUUUGUUUUACUGCAUGAUGCUUUGGACGGGCCAAAAGUCAAAGAAUAUGAGGAGUCACUUAAUAUGUUUCCCGAAGACAUUAUGAAUGAUCAGCUUAUAGGAGUUGCUUCAAGGGAGUCGUUGGAUGAUAGAAGCCUGAAAUCAGGAAUUGUGGAACAUCCAGCUAUAGAAAAUGCUGAGAAGGCAACAUUGUUAUUCAAAUCUAUGUCGCAAUUUAAUGACCUUGAUUUUUUCUUGAAUCCGGGGAAAGCCACUGGUGGGGGAAAAAGUGAAUCCGCAGUCAAGGCACCUGUUACUAAUGCUAUAUCUCCAAAGGAAGGAGGAUAUCAUUCUGUCUUAUCCGUGGGUGAAAAUAUGGAUGGUAAGAAGUUGAAGGAAAUGCGCAGUUUUCUGCCUACUGAGCGCAAACAUAAUGCACAAACUUCAGAAGCUGCAGGUAAAGUAGAAGCUUGCUGUAUGCCUAUGGCUGUUCCAAAUAUAUCAUACGCAAUGAAACCUGAGCAGACUCAAGGAGACAUGCUGUCUUUCCCUGAGAUCAUAAUUGUUGUGAAUACUCAAACUCUUGACAAGGAAAUGAUAGUGUCCAGAAGAAGCACAUACCAAAAAAUUCUUGCAAUGGAGAAAGAAGGAUUGCAAGUUGUAGAACGUGAUUUAAAUCUGCCAGUGGAUGUUGUGAUUAUGUCUUCUAUUUGCUUGGUUUGGUAUGACUGGAAAAAUAUUAGAAUGAAGGCAACUGCUGUAGAUGAAGCAUCUUCCUGCUUGCCAUUGUGUAUUGAGAAUAUUGCUACAAAUGUUUUGACAUUGUUGAGUUUCACUUUCAGCUGCUGCAUUCUGGUCUUUGAGGGAGAUAUCAACUUCCUGUCCACUGUAAUGGAAACCUCAGAUGGAAUCUACGCAGCUGCAGCAAGCCUGGGAGUUGAUUUACAGCUUUUCUGUUCCUAUUCAUCUGAGUUGACUGAUGAAAUUAUAUUGAGCAAUAUUUCAUAUGCGGCUAAGCUUUAUAAGGGCAUAUAUCCUAAAAUGCCUGAAUCAGAAACGCUUGCAGAAUCAUUCCUUACCAAUUUUCCUUCAGUAAAUCCACUGACAGCCCAUGCAAUACUAUCUUCAGUAGGCAUACUCAUUGAGUUUUUUGAGUGGCCAAACAAGCGCAGGAUCCUUGCAGUCCAUCAAUAUAAUGUUCCUGAAGAAAGUAUUACUUUAUUUAGUGCUUCAUGCAGCUAUGGUGAAAGGGAGGAUUCCAAAUCUACAAUGACAGACUGCUCCUCUUCUGUAUCCUCUGGUCCCGACUCGAAUAAGUGUCAUUUUAAUACUGCUUCUGAAGCAAAACUACCAAAAUGCAUCCACAGUCCCCUAAAAAUUGACAUUUGUGUGGAUGAUAUAUGGCAGCCUGAACCCUUAAACCAGUUCCCUGAUGAAGUACAGGGUCCUUCUGGAGUGAUAGAGCAUGAUAAUUCUUGGAUGUCAAGAGAAACUGCGAUACUUGAUGAUUUGCAAUGGCCGGGACCAUCUUUGAAAAAUUUGUUUGGUCAAAAACAGGGAUCAGAUUUUGCACAGGCCGAAGAUUUGUCUGCUAUCUCCAAGCCAUAUGAUUUCAAGAGCUCCAAAGAUCCUGUUAUAUUUGAUGAAAUCAAUAAUCCAAGGUUGUAUUCAGAUGAUAAAUUCUUGGGUCAAACUGAGGGAUCGGACAUGAUAAAAAAGAACAUGUUGGACCGGAAUACCACGAGUAAAUCUGAGAGUCUGCAUCAGGACCUUUUAGGCGAAGUUAUUGACCUCACUGAUAGUCUGGGUAAGGGCGUUCCUCCCAUUACUAACUACAUGGAUUUUUCAACUUGGCUGCCAGAAACAGAACAGGACACCACAAGAAAGUCUAAGGCUGCAAGAAGAUUGUCAUUUGAUAAAAACGGUCACCCAACAUUACCUACAGCUGCUGCAAUCAACUCUGGUUCAGAUUUAUGGUCCUCUAUUCCAAGACAAGGUUUGCAGCAAAACAAAAAUUAUCAUGACAGUGAUAUGCAUUUAAACCACCAGAAAAAACUAUUAGAGGAUAUUUUAACGCAGAGAUCUACAGGAAAAACCAAAGAGGUGCCGUUCAAAGAGGAGAUAUCUCAUUAUGGUGGAACAUCACUCUCUAAGGCAAUUCAUUCUGCCCAUCCAGAACCAGGUUCGCCAUGGACAAUAGAGUUUCUCAAUAGAAUCCGGGAAAAAAGUAGAUUGCGGCAGCAAUCCCUUCCAUGCGAUAUGUCAACCACUGAGUUUGGAUACUCAGGUAAUGUAUCAAAAGUUACUAAGAAAAGAAGUCCAUCUAUUCUGGAGUUUUUCAAAUAUAAAGGGAGCAACAAUUCUGGAAAAAUUUACGAACAAAAGAAACAGAAGCAGUCUAAACAAUUGCCAAGCCAAUCCAAAAGUGAAAGAACUUCAUCUUCUUUUCUUCCAACAGGGACACCGUUGGAAAAGAGGUCAAGACAAACUUUGUCCUUCGAAAAGAAUGGUAGUGGAAGCCAAACUAGGCUUGUGUGGACAGAUGGAAGUGCCCACCGUCUGAGCAAAAAGUUGCGAAAUCAAUAAAUGACAGAAGGGCGAGAAUGACGUGUUUAUUUAGGAUCACAUUGAUGAAGUUAGAGGUUGGUUCUUAAAAUUUAGCAACAAUGCUAUACUUUUAUUUUAAAUUCUGUGACUAGUUACCUUCUCGUUGAAAUAGUAUCCUAAAAUAUAGAUACUUUAGCUCUCUUUUCUUGUAAUUCUAUAACGAUGCUAUCACUUUCUUAGUUAGAAUUUGGAGGAUUUCUAUGUAUAUGAUGAAUACAAUAAAUAUUUCACCAAGAUUAUCAUGUGCAGCUCAAUCAACCUGAGCCUGCAGUUCUCAGUGCCAAAAUAAGAAACCUGAGUAUCUCCGCUGUCGUAAUUUCAAAAAACAUUUUCACACCAAAAGCAAUGUUAAAUUUUCAGCUAGCGGUAUACCUAUACUUUGUACAGUGAUUUCUGAUAUUUGGCAUCAAUUUUCUGUAUUAUGUCACUUUGAUAUCUUUGCUGCUACUCCUAGA
This is a messenger RNA of Jatropha curcas, 4632 nucleotides long. RefSeq names its product shortage in chiasmata 1 (gene SHOC1). Lineage: Eukaryota; Viridiplantae; Streptophyta; Magnoliopsida; Malpighiales; Euphorbiaceae. The record is from RefSeq and is a predicted model, not a curated record. Gene Ontology annotation, biological process: resolution of meiotic recombination intermediates; reciprocal meiotic recombination.